Dermatophagoides farinae (American house dust mite) is the source of this 1474-nucleotide messenger RNA. It is a transcript of the gene ScsbetaA, whose product is annotated as Succinyl-coenzyme A synthetase beta subunit, ADP-forming. Gene Ontology annotation, biological process: succinyl-CoA metabolic process; tricarboxylic acid cycle. Gene Ontology annotation, cellular component: mitochondrion; succinate-CoA ligase complex. Gene Ontology annotation, molecular function: succinate-CoA ligase (ADP-forming) activity; metal ion binding; ATP binding. Lineage: Eukaryota; Metazoa; Arthropoda; Arachnida; Sarcoptiformes; Pyroglyphidae. The record is from RefSeq and is a predicted model, not a curated record.
UUUUUGAAAUUAUUUUUCAAUAACGAUAAUUACACCUGAAAAAAAUAUGUUACGAUCAUUAAGAAAUAAAUUCAUUUUGGCAAAACAAAUAGCCAAUGCUGCAAAUAAUAAUGGUACUGGUGGUCAUACGGUUGGACGAAGAUUUCUAAAUGUACAUGAAUAUGUUGCAAUGGAAAUAUUACAAAAAGGUGGUGUUAAAGUACCAAGAUUUGGUGUAGCAAGUACACCGGAUGAAGCAGUUGAAAUAUCGAAACGUUUAGGUGAAAAUGAUUUCGUUGUUAAAGCCCAAGUAUUGACCGGUGGUCGUGGCCGUGGACAUUUUAGUAGCGGUCUCAAAGGUGGUGUUAAAUUAGUAUAUACAGCCGAGGAAGUUCGUGAAGUUGCGUCCAAAAUGUUGGGACACAAUAUAUUUACGAAACAAACGGGUGAAAAAGGAAUGAUUUGUAAUAAGGUUAUGAUCGUUGAACGUCUUUAUCCAAGACGUGAAUAUUAUUUUGCCAUCAUGUUGGAACGUGCCUAUCAAGGUCCAGUAAUUAUUGCAUCAAGUCAAGGUGGUAUGGCUAUAGAAGAUGUUGCUAAAGAAUCACCGGAAGCUAUUAUUACUGUACCUGUUGACAUAGUGAAUGGCCUUUCCUCAGAGAUGGCAAUGGAUGUUGUACGUAAAGUUGGCUUCCAUCCGAAUAGUCAUGAACAUGCUGCCCAAUUAGUAAUGAAUUUAUAUAAAUUAUUUUUGGAAAAAGAUGCCUCAAUGAUCGAAAUUAAUCCUAUGAUUGAAGAUUCAAAUGGUCAUGUUUUAUGUAUCGAUGCUAAAUGUCGUUUCGAUGAUAAUGCCGAAUUUCGUCAACAAGAUGUUUACGAUCUUAAAGAUCCAACACAGAUUGAUCAACGUGAAGUUGAAGCACAGGCUGCAAAUCUAAAUUAUAUUUCAUUAGAUGGUGAUAUCGGUUGUUUAGUUAAUGGUGCCGGUUUAGCAAUGGCUACAAUGGACAUAAUCAAAUUACAUGGAGGUAGUCCGGCUAAUUUUUUGGACGUUGGUGGUGGGGCAACAGCACAACAAGUGAAAGAAGCAUUUCGUAUUAUUUCAUCCGAUUCCAAAGUGCAAGCUAUUCUGGUCAAUAUAUUUGGUGGUAUAAUGCGUUGUGAUGUUAUUGCCGAAGGUAUUAUUGCUGCAGCACAAACAUUGAAACUAAAGAUUCCUAUCGUUGUACGUUUACAAGGCACAAACGUUGAUGAUGCAAAAGCAUUGAUUGCAUCAUCAAAUCUUCGUAUAUUGGCUUGUGAUAAUUUGGAAGAGGCAGCCAAAAUGGUGGUAAAAAUGUCUGCAAUUAUUGGUUUAGCACGUUCAGCAGCGGUUGAUGUUAAUUUUGAAUUGCCCAUCUAAUUAAGACAACAAUUUGUAUGUAUGUGUAUUGAAGAAUUUCAAGAAUCAAAUAUAAAAAAAAGAACCAUACAGCCUGUCCACUUUAUCCCACCA